Messenger RNA from Osmerus eperlanus (European smelt), 2541 nucleotides. RefSeq names its product opsin-5-like. Gene Ontology annotation, cellular component: plasma membrane. The record is from RefSeq and is a predicted model, not a curated record. Bases 238 to 1614 code for a protein of 458 amino acids. The transcript is spliced from 7 exons. Gene Ontology annotation, molecular function: G protein-coupled photoreceptor activity. Gene Ontology annotation, biological process: cellular response to light stimulus; G protein-coupled receptor signaling pathway; visual perception. NCBI's taxonomy places the organism in Eukaryota, Metazoa, Chordata, Actinopteri, Osmeriformes, Osmeridae.
AGCGAACAGCAUUUUCAAUGGGGGAGAAUUUGAUAGUUUAACUCGUGCAGGCGUCUGAAGAAAGAGACGUUUGGCUGGACAUGACUGUUGAAUAAUUUCAAACAUCAGAGGAGCUAAACCACGAUUAUCGAUGAGUCAUCAUCAAAGUUUAAUCAAACGCUCAGGCAACUUCCUUGGACUUUUAAAAGCAUUCACCCAGCACUAGAACAUCUGGAUCCACGAAAGCAUACUGACAAGAUGGGUGUGACCGUUGAUGACAUUGCGUUCCGCUCCAACAUCCCAGCUGCGGCAGAUCUAACCGUGGCCGUAGUGUACGCUGUGUUUGGAAUCUGUUCUCUGCUCGGCAACAGCAUGCUGCUCUACGUCUCCUACAAGAAGAAACACCUGCUGAAGCCUGCAGAGUUUUUCAUCGUUAACCUGGCCGUCAGCGAUAUGGGCCUUACCCUGUCCCUCUACCCCAUGGCUAUCACCUCCAGCUUCUACCACAGAUGGCUGUUUGGGAAGACAGUGUGUUUGAUCUACGCUUUCUGCGGCGUGCUGUUUGGGAUCUGCAGUCUGACCACUCUCACUUUGCUGAGCAUGGUGUGUUUUGUGAAAGUAUGCUGUCCCCACUACGGUAACCGGUUUAACCCAGUUCACGGCCGCCUGCUGGUAGCCUGUGCCUGGGUCUAUGCCCUGUUCUUCGCCUGCUCCCCUCUGGCCCGCUGGGGCGCGUACGGACCCGAGCCCUACGGUACCGCCUGCUGCAUCGACUGGCAUGUGUCCAACCGGCAGUACAUGGCUCGCUCCUACACGCUGGCGCUCUUUGUCUUCUGCUACAUUCUGCCCUGCUGUGUCAUUGUGGCGUCCUACACUGGCAUCCUGGUCACAGUGCGAGCAUCCCAGAAGGCCUUAGAGCAGCAUGUAUCCAGGCGAACGCACGUGAGCAACCUCCAGACCAUCAUUGUGAAGCUCAGCGUGGCCGUGUGCAUCGGCUUCUUUGCCGCGUGGAGCCCCUACGCCGUCGUGUCCAUGUGGGCAGCGUUUGGCCACAUCGAGAACAUCCCGCCCCUGGCGUUCGCCAUCCCCGCCAUGUUUGCCAAGUCCUCCACCAUCUACAACCCCAUCAUCUACCUCUUGCUCAGACCCCACUUCCGCCGGGUGAUGUGCAGGGACCUGGGGAGUCUCCGGCGGGCCUGCAUGCAGCGCUGCUUUUGCUCCCAGGGGCCCGAGAGGGUGUGCCCCUCCAAGCCUGUGGCGCGCCUCAGCCUCCGGACACUGGGCCUUCGCACGGGCCAGUCUUGCUCCGCCGACUCCUCCGCCCACGCUGCCCUGGCUGGCUCGAAAGGCUGCUGCAGGCCCUGCAACAAGUGCGCCGACGCUUUCGAGUGCUUCAGGCACUACCCCAGGGUGUGCUGCGGCGCCAGCCCGCCGGGGAACGUCAUCCCCCUCCAGGACCAGACGGCCCUGGACAGCCCCCGGCCUCCAAGGCAGGCCGGGAAGAAACCACUGCAGCGAGACUGUCACAAGAAGUCGCUGUGCGCCACUAUGCGUGGCAAAAGGACUUCUGAGAUCGACAAACUCCAGAUCAAUUUGGAGAUGGUGCCGGGACAUGCCAAGAUAGCUUGGCCUUAGUAAUGUUAUACAUUCGCUUUUUUAUUUCUAUUUUUGACAUCACUGAAAGCAUUUUGAAAAUAUUUUUCACAGUGUAAUAUUUAUUAUAUUCAUUCCAGAUAUGUAUUUAUUUAUAAUGUAUACAACCAGUGACUCAUUACUGGAAAUGACUUAGUAAAACCUGAGCUUCACCUCAGGGAAUCCCAGGGUCUAGAGCCAGUGUGGAACCAUGCAGACACAAACACACAGACAUUCUCAGCCUUCUUUUGACAGGGUGGGGAGUCAGGCUGUGACACAUACGUAACUCCUCGUCAGGUCACAUGGGACAACUCUGGGCCAAUCGCUAUAGCAAUAUCAAUUGUUGAAGAUGACAGUUGAACAGCAACUCCCUUGAAGCACUGUAAUCCCAAUUCAAUCAUUGUUUAAAAGUUGUUGGUGAAAAGGUACAGGCUAGUAUAUAGACAGUAUAUAGACACUAAAUAGUAUAUACUAUAAAGGGGAUGGUUUAAUGCUACAGGAUAGAAAUACAAGGUUGUGCACAUUUGUACGGAAUACCAGACAGGGUUGGGUCCAAGCGCAGAGCGCAGAUUUAAUUAGAAUGGUCAGACAGGAAAUGAUCGGUACACGGGUAGACAGGGCAAUACAGGUGAUCCAAAACGGAGAAUAUGAAAACUAGCCAAGGUCAAGAACAGAACACAGAUUUUAACAAGGCUCGGACUGAACUAGAAACAAGAUCAAAACUUUGCACCGGACAAAACACAAACAGACAUUUAAAUACUAAAACCCUAAAUGAGACACAGGUGCAGCUGAUUGUCCUAAUAUUCUGGGGAUGCCGAGCGCAACAGCCAAUGACCAGCUGCAGAAGUCUCUGGCGUUACAACAUUAUGGAAUAAUGAGUUGGUUCAAGAUCAAGACGUUGGAGUAAAAACAGACAGAGUUAUUACCAAA